Molecule: messenger RNA, 1819 nt
Organism: Abrus precatorius (Indian licorice)
Lineage: Eukaryota; Viridiplantae; Streptophyta; Magnoliopsida; Fabales; Fabaceae
Product: O-fucosyltransferase 8-like
Exons: 10
Coding region: 5-1816 (603 amino acids)
Source: RefSeq, a predicted model, not a curated record
UAUAAUGGGAAAACAAGGGUGUAGCAGAGGUGUACUAGGAUGCAGUGAUUCUCCUUCUUGGAGGAGGAUCACAGAGGUUGAUUGGCGUUGUAAUUCCAAAACCUUGUUGCUUCAUGGGCUCAAGAGUGAUGCUUUAAAAUAUAGUUCUUGUAAGGGACUCUAUGCUGGGAAAAAGCAUUUGUGGCUCCAAAAGCACUUAAGGACCAUAGUUGUUAUGGUUGGAUUGUUGGGAUGCCUUUUGCUUCUUGAUUCUCUUGUGGUCUCUUUCUCUGAUUUUGCAAACUUUCAACCCAGCACAGCCUCAAGUAAUUCAAGCGGGUUUCAGGGUAGGGAUCUCUACGUCAACAAGAAACAAUCACCAAUAGAAAUGUAUGAUCGGCUAAUAAACAUGGCUUCCAAUGUUCUUGCUGAGAGGGAUUUGAAGCAAGAGCCAUCCAAUUUGUGGGUGGAACCAUAUCACCAAGCAGCAUCUUCAUGGGAACGUUGUGCUGACAGAAAAGCCCAAACCAAUCCGGGGAACUCAGUAGAAAGUAACGGCUACAUCUUAGUCAGUGCAAAUGGUGGUCUUAAUCAACAGCGAGUCGCUAUUUGUAAUGCUGUUGCCGUUGCGUCCCUACUCAAUGCAACUCUAGUUAUUCCAAAGUUUCUUUACAGCAAUGUAUGGAACGAUCCAAGUCAGUUUGGAGACAUAUACCAGGUUGAGCAUUUCAUGAAUAUCCUGAAGGAUGAUAUCAACAUUGAGAGGGAACUCCCUCCUCAUAUGAAAUCAUUGGAUGUAGAAGCAAUUGGUAGCCAGAUUACAGAUGCAGAUCUUGUGAAGGAGGCCACAGCUGCUGACUAUAUCAAAAUUGUGCUUCCUCUUCUUUUAAGAAAUGGAGUUGUUCACUUCCUUGGAUAUGGAAAUCGACUAGGUUUUGAUCCACUUCCUUCUCAUAUUCAGAGGUUAAGAUGCAAAUGUAAUUUCCAUGCGUUGAAGUUUAUCCCAAAAAUUCAAGAAGUUGGCUCACUAUUGAUAAAAAAGAUUAGAAAAUAUAGUGCUCCACGAAGCAUGUUGGAUACUCAGUUGCUGGGGGAGUUCAUUGGCAACAACAAAGAUCACAAUGAAGCUAGAGGCUCAGCCAAAUAUCUUGCUUUGCAUUUAAGAUUUGAAGUUGACAUGGUGGCCUAUUCCUUAUGUGAAUUUGGAGGUGGGGAAAAUGAGAGAAAAGAACUACGAGCCUAUAGAGAAAGCCAUUUUCCUCUACUUCUUGAGCGCUUGAAGAAUUCAAGCCCAGUCUCUCCAGUGAAGUUGAGGAAAUUGGGAAGAUGCCCUUUGACCCCAGAAGAAGCAGCACUUGUUUUAGCAGGUCUUGGUUUCAAACGUGGAACUUACAUUUACUUGGCUGGUUCUCAUAUUUAUGGGGGAGAUUCAAGAAUGCAUCCCUUCACUAGACUCUAUCCCAAUGUGAUCACCAAGGAAGAUCUGCUUGCACCUAGUGAACUAGCACCCUUUAGAAAUUUUUCUUCUCAGCUAGCUGCUUUGGACUUUAUUGUAUGCGCUACUGCUGAUGUAUUUGCCAUGACGGAUUCAGGUAGCCAACUCUCAUCAAUGGUAUCUGGAUUCAGAACAUAUUAUGGUGGUGAUCAUGCUCCUACCUUGAGGCCAAACAAGAAGAGAUUAGCAGCAAUUUUGUGGGAGAAUGGCACCAUUGGAUGGAACAAUUUUGAAGAGAGAGUAAAGAAAAUGAUCCAGGAAAGUCAGAAGCUUAGCAUAAGGAAAUAUGGUAGAAGCAUUUAUCGACAGCCUAGGUGCCCAGAGUGUAUGUGCAAACAAUAAUGA